UGCUGCUGAUGUUCCCACGCGUAAAUGGGCCAUAAGGCGUUUAGGACUGGAUUUUCCAUCGAAGGGUGAAACUUGCAAGUAACAUGACGAUAAUCUCCACAGAUCGUUAUGAACAAUUUGUUCAUCACCACGCUGAGUCUACUGGUCCUCGCAGUAGCUUCCACAAGUGCUCUGUCCUGGAGAGAGAAGCUGAAAAUGCCAAUUCUGAGCAUAUUUCACCAGAACGACAUACACUCGCACUACGAUCGAGUCCUCUCCUCGGGCGACCCCUGCGCGCCAUCUUACAACGGCACCUGCUACGGUGGCUUCGCUGCGGCCGUGGAUUACGUCAAGAAGAGCAAGGCAAAGGCGGGCCUGCUCAACGUCAAUCCGGGUGACUUCUUCCAGGGCCACAUCUUCUACACGCUCUUCGGCUGGAGAAUGGCGGCAGACAUCGUCUCUCAGAUGCCGUACGAUGCACUGGGCCUCGGUAUCCAGGAACUGUUCAGCGGUCUCGACAGCCUUCUCUUCUUCAUGCGACGCAUCGGACCCAAGUUCGUCUGCACCAACGCCGACUUCAGUCAGCUGAACCGGAGUGUGCAGGACGAGUUGAACACGCUGUGCCCGAGGUCGCGCGUCAUCAAUGUUUCAGUCAUGCACAGUGAGCAGCCACUGCCAGUGGGCAUACUGAGCUACACGGAACCAAACAUGGUCGUGGAUGCCAGCUCUUAUGGUUUGACGUUCACUAACCCAGCUAAGGCGAUCAAAACCGAAGCUACAAGGUUGAGUACGCGGAUGGUGAGUGCGUUGGUCGUGCUCAGCUGCGCGGGCCUAAAGCGCGACCUGGAAAUGGCUCGGAAAGUGCCACUGGUGGACGUCGUGAUAGGAGGGCGCUCACACGCGCUACUCUGGCCCGGGGUUUGGCAGCCCUUCAUACCCGACACGCCUGAUGAUCCCACAGACCACGCGAGCGGCGUCUAUCCCCAGGUGGUGAAGCGCGUCGACCUUAAAAGGAACGUCUCGUCGACCGCGCUCGUGGUACAAGCCUAUAAGCAUGGCAAGUACAUGGGCGGGAUCGACAUCGCCUUCGACGACGACGGGAAAGUGCGUGAAUGGUGGCCAACUAUCACACUGCUGGGACCCGAUUUGCAGGAAGACAGCGGCGUCGUUAAGGUGCUGGAUGAAUACAAUCGCCGGCUGGACGUCAAGCGAAGUCAGGUGGUUGGUCAAACCCUUGUCACUUUGGAAGGCAGUCGGGAAGCCUGCCGGCGUAAGGAGUGUAACUUCGGUAACAUGUUUGCUGACGCGGUCCUCUGGGCUAGCCAGCGUCAAGAGUUCAAACUCACGAAGCCUGUCAGCAUAGCUCUUAUUAACAGCGGUUCCAUGCGGCGUACAAUGCCGCCAACGAACAUCACACUCCACAUGCUACUGCAGGCGCUACCGUACGAAAACACCAUCACCAUCGUCAACAUUACUGGUAGGACCCUCCUUGAAGUACUGGAGACUAGUGUUUCAGGCAUUGAGGAGACCCACGGCGGCUUUCUUCAGGUUUCUGGCGUGCGGGCUACCUACAACAUCGCGCGACCAAUCGGGUCCCGUCUGCUGUCGGUGGAAGUGCUCUGCAGCUACUGCAGCGUCCUGCGCUUCGCGCCUGUGCAGCAAGACAAAUUCUAUGAGGUGGCAGUCACAUCCUUCAUGGCUGACGGUGGUGAUCAUUACACCAUGAUCCGUGACAGCCGGAUGUCACAACGCUCCAAGAACAUGUUGGAUGUGGAUAUCAUACUUGAGUACUUCAAAAAUUUCUCGAAAGUGUACCCGCGCGUAGAAGAGCGCAGCUUCUGA
Molecule: messenger RNA, 1821 nt
Organism: Pollicipes pollicipes
Lineage: Eukaryota; Metazoa; Arthropoda; Thecostraca; Pollicipedomorpha; Pollicipedidae
Product: snake venom 5'-nucleotidase-like
Exons: 2
Coding region: 109-1821 (570 amino acids)
Biological process (GO): AMP catabolic process
Cellular component (GO): plasma membrane
Molecular function (GO): 5'-nucleotidase activity
Source: RefSeq, a predicted model, not a curated record